This is a messenger RNA of Vitis riparia (riverbank grape), 844 nucleotides long. RefSeq names its product DNA-directed RNA polymerase V subunit 7-like. Bases 164 to 697 code for a protein of 177 amino acids. Gene Ontology annotation, molecular function: single-stranded RNA binding; single-stranded DNA binding. NCBI's taxonomy places the organism in Eukaryota, Viridiplantae, Streptophyta, Magnoliopsida, Vitales, Vitaceae. The transcript has 2 exons. The record is from RefSeq and is a predicted model, not a curated record. Gene Ontology annotation, biological process: DNA-templated transcription initiation.
GAACAAACGGAGAGGAGCUCAAGCCUGGCCUUCCCCUACGGUAUCUGCAAAAGAGACCAAAAUACAACUCACUCACUCUUUCUCUGCUAAGGCCAGAGCCCGAGUCACGACUCGACAAAUCUCCUCCGACUCGGAGCCUCUCCUUGUAAGGUAGAAAACAGAAAUGUUUCUUAAAGUACAAUUGCCAUGGAAUGUGAUAAUUCCUGCUGAAUGUCUGGAUGCAAAAGGCCUGAUGCUACAAAGGUCAAUCAUAAUUCGCCUGUUGGAUGCCUUCUCAAAUAAGAAAGCCACCCAAGAGCUGGGUUACUUCCUUGCUGUGACAACUUUGGAGAACAUAGGGGAAGGAAAAGUUAGACAACACUCUGGGGAUGUUCUAUUUCCUGUAGUUUUUAGCUGUGUCACUUUUAAGCUUUUCAGGGGAGAGAUUUUAGAUGGAGUAGUUCACAAGGUGUUGAAGCAUGGGGUGAUCCUGAGAUGCGGACCAGUUGAAAAUAUUUAUCUCUCUUGUCAAAAAAUGCCGGAUUAUCGCUAUGUGCCAGGGGAAAAUCCAGUUUUCUUGAAUGAGAAACUGUCAAAGAUAGAAAAAGAUGUUGUGGUUCGUUUCAUUGUGAUGGGGACAAAGUGGCUUGAGGCUGAACGGGAAUUUCAGGCAUUGGUGAGCUUGGAGGGUGAUUACCUAGGCCCUCUUUCUGAUUGAAGCUCCCCCUCACUUUUUAUAUCUUUCAUGUUAUCUGGGUAGCAUGUAUAGACAAUGUUUGAAACUCCAUUUUGCUAGACCUGUGAGGUUAUCUACAUGUGUAAAUGUUGUUUGCUGUUCAUUUUUAUUCUAUGAUCAUCUUUUGGA